Molecule: messenger RNA, 848 nt
Organism: Hipposideros armiger (great roundleaf bat)
Lineage: Eukaryota; Metazoa; Chordata; Mammalia; Chiroptera; Hipposideridae
Product: mannosyl-oligosaccharide 1,2-alpha-mannosidase IC-like
Exons: 2
Coding region: 177-848 (223 amino acids)
Source: RefSeq, a predicted model, not a curated record
CCUGAACUUCCUUCAGGGGCAGUCCCCGAAGCGGCGAAACUCUCCAGGACCCCAGUCCUGGGCGGCGUCCCUUGACGACCUCCCCUCGUCGAGCCCCCUGCUGACAAGUGCCUGGACUCCGAAGGCCUCAGGGACCCGGCCGGAGCUGACUGUCUCCAGCUCCGUGCCAGGCCACGAUGCUCAUGAGGAAAGUGCCGGGCUUCGUCCCGGCCUCCCCGUGGGGGCUGCGGCUGCCGCAGAAAUUCCUCUUCCUUCUCUUCCUCUCGGGCCUCGUCACCCUGUGCUUCGGGGCUCUAUUCCUUCUGCCUAACUCCUCUCGCCUCAAGCGCCUCUUCCUGGCCCCUCGGACACAGCAGCCCGGCUUGGAGGUAGUGGCCGAAGUCGCCAGCCACCCCCUGGCCCGCGAGCAGGAGUCGCCCCCCAACCCAGCUCCUGCUGCGCCAGCCCCGGGCGAAGACUAUCCUAGCAGCCAAGCCAGUACCCGCCGCAGAAAAGGGUGGCUGCGUCGCACCCACCCGACCGGGCCACGGGAAGAGGCCACCGCGGCACGGAGCAGCGGCGCCGCGGCCCUCAGACCCCAGGAGGGGAGCAUCUCAUUUAGCUUUGACUUUAACGCGUUCCGGAGCCGCCUCCGCCACCCGGUCCUGGGUACUGGAGCCCAUGAGAUCGAGGAGCCCCAGAGCUUAGUUCGAACCCAGCGGGAGAAAAUUAAGGAGCUGCAGAGGACUGACUUCACCGGCCACAGACCCCCCAGCUUUCCUUCCUUGCUGGCAUCAGGGAUUAGAGAGUCUGUUUUUCCCCUUUGUCUCCUGAUGGCACAUCAGGACCGACCUUUGGACCUCUGCUAA